UUUAUUUUCAGGACCAUUAGCCCUGAUUAUUUGUAUUUCUGAUAUUCCGGAAUUUCGUGAAAGCUAACAUGGCGGACAGGGGACAAGGUUGGCCAACUCAGCAGAAUGAGUCUGCCAUCAUUGAACUUGGUGAUGUGAAUGACCCAGAUGAUGGAUCAGAUUAUGAAACAGAUGUAUCCAAAGGUCCAAGAGAAAGCAAAAGAGAAAGAACUUUUGAAGAGGAUGCCAGAAAGAGAUUGACAGACAAUGUUACUCAAAUGGUAUGGAAUGCAGGAACUCAACAAGCUAAGCGUGCCUGGAGCCUGUAUGGAAACAUUGAUAUACUGCGACCUUACUUUAACGUGGAACCUCAUGAAGUUCGCACAAGACUUGUUUAUUCAUUUAUACCCAGAAUGCCUUCAUCAGAAAAACAGAGAGCCUACAGAGAAUUAUAUGGACCUCUAAUGGUGGUCUUCACACUGAUAGCUUUGCUCCUGUUUCAGAUGAAAGCUGCAGAACACAAAGUGGAAGAAGGCACACUGAUGGGAACCGCCUUUGGGGUGUGCUUCACGUACUGGUGGGGGACGUCAGCUCUCAUGUGGUUCCUCUCCUAUGUUUGUAAUGCACAUGUCACCAGCAUCCAGCUGUUGUCACUUCUGGGCUACGGUCUGACUGGUCACUGUGUGGUCAUUCUGCUCGGGACUCUGAUUCACACGUCACAUGACCAUCUCUUCUUUUAUCUCUUAUGGGCAGUGUUUGGAGGACUGUCCACAUUAAAAAUGGUAGCAGUGAUUGCAUCACGAACUCAUGGGAAAUCUCAGCAGAUAAUUCUGGCCUGUACAUUGGCAGCCAUUCAUCUCUUAUUUCUGCUUUAUCUACAUUUUGCUUAUCAUCAGAUUGUUGAAGACUUGUCUCGAGUCCUGGAUUCUGAUCCCAUAAUCAAACACCCCGUAAUAAACAGCGUCAAUAAGGUGACAGAUAAUAAACUUCCUACGGACAUAUCAAACUCACGCCUUGCUAACGAAGGGGUGAAACUGGUCAACAAAACAUUGGUGAACAUUCCUAAAUUGGUAUCCAAAGUGGCUGGUAACAAAACUCACUGACACACAAGAGGGAAGGAUCCUGAUAUCUAAAUCUGGAGAAGACAAUCCGGCCAUUUUACAGAUCGAUUCUUCAAGGUCUCUCACAAAGCUUCCUGUAAAAGGAAGGGACAAUGUAAUCCAAUCUUCUCCGAGGCUAUUUAUAAACUGUUUUAUCGUGAUAAACUGUGAUCAUGAUGAACUGUAACGGACACAAUAUUGUCUUUAUAGAUCUGCUUGUCUGAAAGCAAGAGAUGGUGGCUUCCCUGAUGUAUAUAUUGUUUUAUUCUAAUGACCUGUGAUCAUGCUACAGAGACACAUCAAUCUUUCAAUGUAUAUUUUGUCUAUCAGUGUUGUAUAUAUUAUGUCACGACUAUUAAAUUAUUGAAUUAAUAAAUGUAUUUACAUGUA
Saccostrea cuccullata (small rock oyster) is the source of this 1469-nucleotide messenger RNA. RefSeq names its product protein YIPF3-like. Gene Ontology annotation, cellular component: Golgi apparatus. Bases 69 to 1082 code for a protein of 337 amino acids. NCBI's taxonomy places the organism in Eukaryota, Metazoa, Mollusca, Bivalvia, Ostreida, Ostreidae. The record is from RefSeq and is a predicted model, not a curated record. The transcript has 12 exons.